CCAGAUCGUGUGUGCAUGUGGAGAGAUGCUUGUUCAGAGACAGGAGUGUGCUCUUGGCUGCAGGGUCAGGAGAAGGACCUGGAUCGGGAGACGUGCCUGAUGCUUUACCGGAAGAUGCUGCGCCAGUACCAGACAGGCGACACACAAAAUAACCCUCAGAGGCAGGCCCAUAUACUAAACAAGGCAAUCGCCCAGUAUGCGCAGCCUUUGCACCGGCCCACAGUGCCCAACCUGGCUGCGUAUGAGCUCCAGGAGUGGCAAGCUGUGACGAAUGUGCUACACAACCUGCAUGGCUUGCCGAGGCCACCUGUAUAUCCCGACAUCGAGGCAGUGGGCACCCUGCCCACAUUCGAAGAGUUUUUCGCCAAGGAGGUAGUCGGGGUUCCAGAUGGAUACCAGCCUAACACAGGCAACCUGGUGCAGCCCCUGCUGCCACCCAACGAGACCACGGUGGCCACCUUUGGGCGACUAUUGGAUCGUUUUGCCAAUGGUGACCUUUCCAAACCUUUUGCAACUCUGAAGAAAGGCAACUCAUUUCCUGAGUUAGCAGCCGCUCUUGAUGCAGAAAGCAUUGAGGAUAUCCGCUGCACUGAGUGCUCUUCCGGGAGCCUUCUGGAAGAUGGCCCCUCGUCAUCAGUCAGCCCCGAAGCUUCGCACCAGUCGUGCAGUCGGUGCGAGGGGCUGCGAGCCACCCGAAGGAACUACGAGGUGCUGCAGGCACGCUUCCUUUCGUAUUUCUUCUGGCCCGCGCUGGUCGAUGGCUUGAAUGUUCCCGGCACAGUGGAGCUUCCGGUAGAGCCUCCCAAGAUACCAGUCAAGAGCCGCCCCGGGCAGCGUAGAAAGAAAAAGCCAUGGGUAAAGGAAAAGUGGAAAGAGCGCAAGGCACUGGCCGCCCAGAGAGCUGCCGCCAGGGCUUAAUUGUGCCGCACAAGAGGAAGUACGCGACGAGGGCGGUGCAGGUACUGCUCCGGCGGAGGACGGCACUGGGGUGGCCCCUGACGCACCCCACUGCGCGGAGGAUACGUGAGCUCGCAAUCGUGCUCUUGCUGCUCCAUACAUUCUAUGCUCAUUUGAGUUCUAGGCAGUUUCUUAUAAAGUAUGCUCCCCCUACUUUAGUCUUGGGGAUAGUUCGGAGAAUGUUGGGGAUGAAAAGCUUUAUUUGAGGGCAAGCAUUCUAGUCACUCUGUGAAAAGGCUAUAGCAUCUGAACCAGAAUACAUGUCAAAAUAUUUAGUCACAAUGUUACGACACCAUCAGAGAGUUUGCCACCUAACUCUCCAUCUUCAGAAGCAUCAAGUGCGUUGGAGAUGCUGCAACCUUUAAACGAGCGUGCGACAGUCUCCUGUAUAAUAGCAGCCAGAAAAUCGGCAGGAUGUUUAUUGACAUCCUGCCGAGGCAACUUUUGCAGAUCAUCCUCCAGCGUCUCCUCUGCUGUGUGCAGUUUCUCUUUCCCGUGAUGUUCGAGUUAUAUGUCGCAUGCACAUGUUUUCUGGCCUGCUCUUGCCAUUCCAAAACUUCCUCUUUCCCCCCCCCCCCCCUCGUUAUGUGAGGAUGCACAUGGCGAAAUCACGUUAAAAUGAGAAAAUAGCAAGCAUCGUGUCGCAUUUGAUCAAUAUUUUAUGGUAUGACGACUAUUGUGAAAAAGCUGUUUUGCAGUUUCAAGUUACAAAGUCUACUUUAUGACUCUUUGACUGAGUGAACAAAAUGAUUAAGUCUGCUUUCUCCUGUGAUAUAAGGCGUUCACUUAGCGAACCAACUGCUUUCUCUUGUGAUGUAAGGCUUUCACAUGAGUGAACCAACCACAUCGUCUGUGUAGCAGCAGUGUUGAGUUGCUUUUGAAAUUUUGGCUGUAUACUUGAAUAAAUUUGUUAUUUCUUGUUA
Messenger RNA from Dermacentor silvarum, 1880 nucleotides. RefSeq lists its product as uncharacterized. The record is from RefSeq and is a predicted model, not a curated record. The coding region runs from base 16 to 918 and encodes 300 amino acids. Lineage: Eukaryota; Metazoa; Arthropoda; Arachnida; Ixodida; Ixodidae. The transcript has 3 exons.